AUGAUGCAAAGGAUUCUCCAUGAAAUGUACGUAGAGCCGGAACUGUUGUCUGAGCUGAAUGAGGAACAAAAGCAGAUCCUCUUCUACAAGAUCCGCCAGGAGCAGGUCCGGCGCUGGAUGGAGCGUGAGGCUCGAGAAGAAAGCUCACAGAAGAGCUCUGGUCUACCAAAAGGUAAAAAGCUUGUUAAUGAGCGAAAGCACAUUCAGUGGCUCCAUGGCAUUGAUAGUGAGGUGUGGGUGUGGGUUAUGGGUGAAGCUCCUGGAGAUAGAACUUAUGAACAAAUCAUCAAAGAGCUGAUGGAGGAGAAAGCUCGGAGGCAGGCCCAACUUGAGGCCCAGGAGCUUUGGCGAAAGAAAGAAGCCGAGAUCAAGAAAAAGUUCAGGGACGCAAUCGCUAAAGAGAAGGCACGUCUGGUAGCUGGGAAAUGGAAAGAGGAAGCAGAGGACAGGAAGGCAGCCAAACAGGAAGAAGAGUGCAUUCAGAAGGAGCUGAAGAGACGUGAGGAGGAAGAGAGGCGGAAGGGAGAAGAAGAGGUUCGGUGUGCUGAGGAGAAGCGAGUCAAAGAGCUGUUCAUGUCGCUACAACAGGAGCAAAAGCAAAGCGAACAUGAGGACAAGGAGUGGGAAGAACAACGGCAGCGCUCAAAGGCAGCAGAUGCGGAGAUGAUGAGGAAAGCACGUUGGGCCAGAGAUGAAUAUAAGCGCCAGUCCAUCCGAGCCAUGGAGAAAGGUCAUUUCAAGCAGCAGAUACCUGUAAGCAGGAGACACAGUGCAAUCGAAAUAGAUACAGCAGCCAAAUCACAGGAUCAAGUCCUGCCUGGCGACAAAGAUCGUCCCCGACCCAGCCUCCAGCCUGCAGAUCCUCCACUUUAUCGCCGAAGACAGAGCCGCAAAAACAGCAGCACUGCAGCACUGCCACUCAUGGAUAGCCCUGCCUGGGUUCGUGCCCCUCGUCCUUGCUCUAGAGAAUCAAUCAUACUGUGGUUCUGUGAGGACCAGAAGCCGAAGAGGGCUGGAUUUGAUCGGAAAAGCAGCACCAUCGCCACAUGGUUUCAUGGAAUAAUUACACGUGAAGAAUCAGAGAAGUUACUGCAGAACAAACCUGAAGGCUCCUUCUUGGUGCGGGUCAGUGAAAGAAUUUGGGGUUACAUAUUGUCCUAUCGCACAGCCACCGCCUUCAAACACUUCCUGAUUGACGCCUCGGGGGAUUAUUACAGUUUUCUUGGAGUGGACCAGAACCGCCAUGCCACUCUCUCUGACCUUAUCGACUUUCACAAGGAGGAAGUCAUUACCACCACUGGAAACGAGCUGUUAAAGGAGGCAUGCAGGCCUACUGCGCCCCCUGGAGACUACGGAGGACUUUUUUCAUAAUCAAAAUCUUUUACAACCAUUCUGAAUUCAUUGUUAGAUAUUAGUCUGUAUAAGAUAAUGUAUUUCAAAGGAAAUUGAAACUUGGGCAUUUUGUUGAGUAUUGAAAAAAAGACUAUAUAUUUUAAAUGCAUAGAGUGGAAAUAUGAGUAUCUAGAGCAGGGGUGUACAGUC
Messenger RNA from Silurus meridionalis, 1542 nucleotides. It is a transcript of the gene sh2d4ba, whose product is annotated as SH2 domain containing 4Ba. The transcript has 8 exons. Lineage: Eukaryota; Metazoa; Chordata; Actinopteri; Siluriformes; Siluridae. The record is from RefSeq and is a predicted model, not a curated record. Bases 1 to 1371 code for a protein of 456 amino acids. Gene Ontology annotation, cellular component: cytoplasm.